Molecule: messenger RNA, 6160 nt
Organism: Biomphalaria glabrata
Lineage: Eukaryota; Metazoa; Mollusca; Gastropoda; Planorbidae
Product: putative tyrosine carboxypeptidase MATCAP2
Exons: 7
Coding region: 168-2174 (668 amino acids)
Source: RefSeq, a predicted model, not a curated record
CAUCUUUUUAAGAGUCCUUAGCAACAAGUUUUAGAUUUACAAAUUUAGAUCUACAUUAUUCGCCUUUUCUUGUCAUCGAAAAUUAAUGGUUUAUUUUGUUGAAAUCAACAAUUGAUGGCUCAAAAUAACUGAUCUUGACUCAUAAGAUGAUAAGAUAAAAAAAAAACAUGACUAACACAAAGAAUGGAACUAAGUCAACUAAAGUUCUUCCCUAUGUUCCUAAAUAUAAAAGUCUAACAUUCAAAGUAAAAGAAACAGUUUUAACUUCCCAGCCAUCAUCUAUACCAAUUAAUUUGGCAUCAGAGAAAGAAAAAUUUAUAAGAACAGGAUUGGCACCACACUUUGAAGUAAAAGACCAAAAGAAACUAACAGAAAUAGCAAAUAAAGCAAAAAAUCAAAUUCGGUUCAAUCUACUGGCUGAAAGUGAACACAUUUUGGAACUUGUGCGGGACAAAUAUGGGGAUGCAGACAACUACCUAGAGCAUGCAUAUGGUCCAAGAAUUACAACUGAGGAAGCUACACCUAUGUUACUAGAAUAUAUUGAGGAAAAUGCUCUUAGUGAAUCUCUAAAAAUUCAUUGGUGUGACAACUUAGCCUGCAGUGCCAAAAUGGUUUGGCGAGGACCACUAGUUAAUGCUAACAGACCUGAACGUAGAAAGUAUUCUCUGUGGAUCAGCUCAUCAGAUGAGAACAACUAUUUGCGAGAAAGUGGUAUUCGUUGCUUGAUGGACCAUGAAAUAGGAACGCAUUUUUUUCGAAUGUUCAAUGAUGGAUUUCAACCAUGGUUUUCACAUCGCUCUAAAUUUGGUCUGCGUAAUUUAGGCUCAUUUGAGAAUAUGUGUAAUGAGGAGGGAUUAGCAUCUAUCAACACAGUGUUACGUGGGAGAGCCAAGUUUCUUUGGGGUGCAGCUUUUACAUACUAUACUGCUUGCAAGUCAGUAGAGCUUAGCUUCAAAGAUCUUUUUGAUCAUUUGGGUCGCUACACAUCAAAUAUAGAUUACAGGUGGAAACAAGUGAUGCGAGUCAAGCGAGGCUUGGUAAACCCUAAUGACUUAGGAGGACUUGGAAAUGAUCAAUGUUAUUUUGAAGGUGCUGUGUCUAUACUGCAGAAUGUGGACAACAUAGACUUCCACCUUCUCAUGUCUGGGAAGGUGUGUAUUGAUGAAUUGGACAGAAUCAAGCGAGUAGUACGCAAAGACUUUGUGAAGCUGCCUAAAUUUAUGCAAAACAUAACAGCUUAUAAAAAUACCCUAAAAAAGAUUUGCACUUUGAAUGGCUUGAAUAAAGUGUUCCCCAUUCGGGAACCCCCUUCAAUUUACAUGAAGUUAUUAAGCCAGAAGAAAAGCUUGUGCAAAAAGAAAGUUAAAAAGGUGAGCGUAGCAUGUUGUUCUACUGACAAUUCACAAUUAAAAACAUUGUCCAAUAAUAAUUUGAAUAAUGACUUUGACAUAGAAGAAAUAGAUACUUUUGGGAAAGCAGGAGAGUUGGAUAAUGAGACCAAACACAUUUUUUUUAAACAAAUUAAGGCUGUGUUGAAAUCAAAAGAUGUUUCCAAAAAUGGGACUAUAUUGAAAGAUUCUAAAAUACAAAAGAAAGCAUCUGCUAAAGGAACUGAAGAAUUGGUUGAAAGUUUUGAGUUAUCUGAGCGAUUUGCAAACAAAAUUGAAAUCUAUCACAUAGAGAAGAGAAAAGAAGAAACAUCAGAAGCAGUAAACCUCGUAGAAAAAAUAUGUACUGAGCUGUCCAGCCUAGAUGAAAAACUGGAAGAAGGCAUCCAAAAAUUGCAAAACAUUGUCAAGAGCCAUCAGUGGUCCAGCAAUGAAACUGGUUACAAAGAAGAGUUAAUGAGAAUCAUAUGUGAUGGAAACAAAGCUACUUGCAUUCCAAUUACAUCGCAGACAACGAGUGCAUGUUGGGAAGAGAUAUCAGAAAUAUCUAAGAAAGGGGAAAAGCACAGCACAAAGCACAGCUGCAAAAGUAAAGAACUAAGUUCGCGUAGUGACAAUAUAAUAUGCUUUGACCAUAAAACUUUAUCAACAGACUUCUGCAUACACAACAAUCCAGACAGUUUACCUGCCAUUAUCAGCCCCAACUUGGCUGGGGAAAGAAACUUGAGAAAAUCUAGUUCAUCUGCUGAAGAGUUGCCUCAAAUUGCAUUACAAAAAUGUUACUAAAAAGGAAGGAAAAACAAACUUAAAAAAAUAGAAAUUGGAAACAGGAGAAAGUUUUAACAUACUAGUACAUUGUUCUUCUAAUGUAAAUCAUGCAUACAACAAAUGACCUUGUGAAAUAAGUCAAUUAAGAAUUAAAAUUUGACAUAAUGUUUUUCAAGAAUGAUAAAAAUAAAAUAAGGUCUGUACAGGUAUAAACAUAGAAUACAUAUGUACACAGUUUUGUAUAAAGAAUAAGUUGACGCCAUCUUUUAUUUCAGAAAUGUAAAUGUUGGUAAGAGUAACAUCUUUUAUAUGUUUUGGUUGUUUGUCUGUAACAAUGAUAUUUAAUAUCUAGUGACUACUAGAUUCAGAUAGCUUAAAUAGCUGGCAGAUACAUUUUCAAGAAACACAUGUUACUCCUAUUAAUCUAAUAAUAAACUUUUUGUCUUGCAUCACAAGUUUGCUUUGUAAACUCAAAUAUGUUCUUGAGAAAAUCUAAAAUAAUUCAUUUUUACUAGAUUAACAGCAAUAUAUUCUGUGGAUAAUAACUUAAAUAGAAUGCUUUUUUUUUUCUUUAUGCUUCAACUGGAUUAAAUGCUUGCAAUUUUAAGUCUUUCCCAUUUUCUUGUACACAAAUAACAACAGUCAAUAUACUAACAUGUUCUGUUCUAUGUAUUUUCUGUUUCUAAAUAACAUAAUUUAUCCUAAAUUAAAACAAUAAAAAGUGCACAGUUUUGAGACUUAAGCUACUCAACUGUAUCAUUUAUGCAUGUUAUGAUAGCAACAUUUAUUACUUUCAUAUUAAACAAAUACAUAUAUAUUCAUUUUAUUGGAUAGUUCUGAAUUAUAAAUCAUAUUCUGCUCACACAUUUAUUUAGUCACCGAAAAGUUUCUCUUUGUAGGACAUGUGAUAAUUUUUUUUAAGAAACAUCUAUGAUUUAUAAGAUAAGAUGUAUAACAUGGCUUAUCAUAUAAAAUCCUGAGCAACAUCUUAUGUCAUAAAUUGAAAAGGUAUGGUCUACAUGAGUUACUUAGUGAUGAAAGCCAUUAACAAUUAUUUUGUAUUGUAAAAAUUGAAAUAUUCCUGAAUCUAAUUUACAGUUAGCAUGUACAGGUCAGUUCACAGGAUCCAGAACUUCAUCUAGCAAUUAAAUUUGUCCAUUCCUUUUUAAGUCUUCAAUUAAGUUGGUGAAUUUUUUUAUAUUUUUUUUGCCAGAUAUAUGACUAAUUUGGACAAAAAAUGUGUACAUAAGUUAUAUUGUAUUUAUUCCAAUAUUCAGGCUGGAUUCACUAUGUCAAACUACAAAGUGACACCAUAACUAUGGCUCUCUCCUAACAACUAAAGAAACUGUUUUUCAUCCUUAUCUAGCUACUUGCCAUGAAUGAUUUAGUUUGCUCUGUAGGUGUAUAUUCUAAGUAUAAAUGAUCUAUUAAGCACAUUAUUUAUUUUCUAAAUUACAUACAUUCCUUCCAAACAGAAAUGCAUGUAAAUAUGUUAAUCUAGUCAUGCAUGUUAAUUAGAGAGUUAAACUCUGCCAAUGCAUUGGUUUUCCUGGCUGGUCCUCACGCAACCUGUAAUUUGUUGAUAAUAGACACUCCUCUAUACAACUUAACCACACAAAUCAUAUGGAAACCUACAUGUAGUAAUAAUCUAUUUGAUGAAAUGAUAUACUACGUCCAAUGUUCAUGUUUUCAAGAAAAUGUUUUAUAGUUAUAAAACUUCCUUAAAAUAGAACAAAAAUGUUUUUGGUUUAAGGGCUAAUUCUCAUUAAAGUAUUUUUAUAUGUUCUGUUUGGAAUAGCAGCUUUUGAAGUGUAAUUUAUUUUAGUAAUUAAAGUUUAUUUUUUUAACAUACUGUAAUUCAAACAUAAACCCCACAUCCUAGAAGCCUAUCAUUUUUUUUUAAUUUGAGUUUGAAAAUGGCCCCACUUUCUACAACAGUAAAAUAAAGAUACACACAAAAUGUGUGACCUCACUAUUGACUUGGUUUAGUGGAUAUGUUUUAUAACAGUAAUAUCAUGUGUCAGGCCUAUAUUGUUUAAUUCAUAUUUAAAAUCUUAUCAUUAUUUAGUUGAAUUAUGUCAAUUUUAUUGUCUCAUACAGUCAAGGCUGUUUUUUUAUACAGAUGACCAUACUGCUAAGUAUUCUUUUGACAAUCUUUACAAAGUGUUUUGCAUAUAAAUUUGUUUUCACUCAUGCUAAUUAGCAUGUCUCAGAGAGCCAAGCAUGACAUAUUUAAAUCAGAAUUAUAAGGUUAAAUAAAAUGUUUUAAAGACAUAUAAUUGAAUAUACCUACUCUUUUUAACUCAAACAUACAUUUAUAAAUUUUUUGCUAUAACAUAUAUAUAUAUGUUACAUUUUAUUACAUUGUUUAAAUGUAUUUUUUUUUAAACAUUUUAUUUAUUCUUUGUUACAUCCUGAUUGCAUGUUAUAAUGCAGCACAAAUGUUCAUAAUGAAUAGCAUUACUAUAUAUUAAGAAAUUGUUAUUUGAAUCAGUCAUUAAAUAUUAAAUGUUUAUGUUGAAUUUAAGUCUUGGCUUAACUAAUUAGUCUAUAUGAUGUCUUGUAGUCUCUGGAAUUUCUUCUUAUUUUCUCCUUUUGUAAUUUACAAUGUAUUUAUACUCCAAUUCCUUUUUUUUCUUUCAUUAAAACAAAGUCAUCUUAAGUUAUUAUUUAUUAGUUUACAUUUGUACUCGCAUUGAUCAAUCUGACUGCCUGAAAGCCUGAUAAAUUAUAUUAACUUAAUUGUCUUGUAGCAUAGAGCCUUAAUAUUAAUUCACAUUGGAUUCUGUUCUGGGCAAUUCUCUCUGGAUUCUGUUCUGGGCAAUUCUCUCAGGUUCAUGUCCAUCCUUCCAUCUUUGCUUCUUGGUCUGCCAAUCAUCUCCAUGUUGGCUUCGGUCUCCCAGCCUUUCUCUUCCGCUAUGGGUUCCAGUCUAGAGCUUGUCUUGUUCUUCGCAAUUUGUACCCAAUCCAGCCCUAUUUUCAUCCUUUGAUUUCUUCUUCUAGUGGUGUUUGAUGAGUUGUUUCUCCUAGGCAAGAGUUUGAGCUUUUGUUUGGCCAUUUACACCAAUUAUAUGUCGCAAGUAACUUGUACACACACAUUUAAAGGAAACUUUUCAUAAAGCAGUUUUUUUUUUAAUGUUAUAAUUUGUUGGUUGUAUUUGUUUUGUUUUUUAAUGAUAUUUUAACAUAGAAUUAUCCCAGGCAUAAAAAUAAGCAGUGGAAGCACAACAGAAAAAUGCAGACUUCAACAAAUAUAAACAAAUGCUGAAGAUAGACAAUUUUCAAGAAACAAAGGACAGUGUUCUCAGUUUGCUUUAAUUUUUUUUAUAUUAUUUUUAUUAAUAUAUUUUUAACUGUUACUACCACGGAAAGCAGAUUUUCUUUUCAAUGUCUCAAAUUUACUUAUUAUUUUAUUUAAUAAACUAGUCAAAAAUUAGCCAAUUUAAUAUUCUUAAUUUAAAAAACAUGUUGAUUUUAUUUCGUUUGCAUUUUAUUACCAUAAUAAAAUGUGAUUAUGGAUAGCAAAUGGUUUGGAAGCAGAUUUCCUUGUUAGAUAUUAUUUUUACCUUUUAGGUUUUAAGAUCACUGAAAAACAUUUAUGAAAUCUGGAAUAAUUUCAUUUAUUUUUCACACAAUUUGAAAUUAAUAGCAAUUUAAAAAGUUCAAUAUUUAUAUAUUUAUUUAAAUUUAAUUUUACUCAGAAGCCUCUUCUGUUCUCUAAAUAUGUAUAAAAGAUAUUUUAAAACUACUAUUUCUAACCAGAUAGUUAGCUUUAAGAAAACCUGCAAAAUAAAUUUUGCUUUCUUAUUUUGUUCAGAUCUCUGUGCUGUUUUGUGAGCCAUCAUCACAUAGAAACUUAAUUGGUUGUUGAUUUUUUUGUUUUGAGAAUUUUAAUACUUGUGAUAUAAUUGCAAACAAUUUUUUUUAUUUGCAUAAUAACUUUUAGUUCCUACAAUAUCAGUUUUAGUCACAAUAGAAGGUCACAUUAAAGGAUUAUUUUUGUA